UCAGAUAAUCAAUAAAUAUAGCUAUUUUCGUAAAUACUUGUUAGAAUUUCACGUAAUUAAAAUUGACGAAAUGUCUACAGUAUCGUUGGAUGAUUAUAAAUUAAGUUGUGAACUUUUCGGACAUGGCACGGAUGUGCGUGCCGUUGCAGUCGGUGAAACAAGUUGUAAUGGAGAAAUUAUAAUCUCUGGUUCUCGCGAUAAGACAACUAAGUUAUGGAAAUGUGAGAAUAAUGAAUUUAAUGAAAUGAUUACAUUUGAACACCAUGUCAGCUUUGUUAGUUGCGUUUAUUAUGCAAAGCAGGAGGAUUGGAUAUGCAGUGGCAGUAAUGAUGGCACGGUUUGCAUAUAUAAAACAGAUAGUAAUGUUCCCAUUUUAAUACUAAAAGGACAUCAGAGUAAUGUUUGUGCUAUAUCAAGUGGCUUAGAGAGUCGGAGCCUUAUAACAGGAAGUUGGGAUGGUACAGCAAGAGUGUGGAAAAUUAAUCGAGAAGGAGUUGCUACAUUUCUUAAAUUAAUUGGACAUACAGCAGCUGUAUGGGCAGUAGACGCAAUGCCCACAGUAAGUCAAUAUGUAACUGGCUCAGCUGAUAAAAAAAUUUUUAUUUGGAACGAUAAGGGUGAAAAAAUACGUACACUUUCUGGUCAUACUGAUUGCAUACGUGGACUAGAGGUCUUGCCAAGCAAUUUUCUAGUAUCUGCUGGUAACGAUUCUGUUAUACGUUUGUGGGACGAAAGUGGUAAAUGCGUUGGAAAGCUAAAUGGUCAUACUGAUUACAUUUAUUCUAUUGCACAAAAUACUGGUGUUGGAACAAAUAUUAUUGUGUCUUCAGGCGAAGACAGCUGUUUGCGUAUGUGGGAUCUAACAGAAGGUAUAGAGUUAGGUUUACCUAUACUGCACCCUGGCGGAUCAGUUUGGUCAGUUGCUUGUUUCAAUAAUGGCGAUAUUGUAACUGGUUGUAGUGACGGUGUAGUACGAGUUUUUACUAAAGAGCCUAAACGGUUCGCUAGUGAAGCUAAACUUGAAGCUUACGAUAGUGCAAUUAACGCCAGGAAACUGCAAAUGAAUGAAACAAUUGGAACUCUCAACAUUUCUGAGCUUCCAGGCCCAGAAGCUUUGUUGGUAAGUGGAAAAAAGGAUGGUGAGAGUUUACUGGUAAGUUAUUCUGAUGGUUCAGUUAAGUGUUACAAUUGGCAAGCUGAUGUAUGGAAGCUAGUUGGCGAUGUAAUAGGCGCUUCUGGUGGAAGUGAGAGUACAUUUGGCAAAAUACUUUACGAAGGUAAAGAAUACGACUAUGUUUUUUCUAUUAACAUUUCAGAUUCGCUGCCAGAAAUAAAGUUGCCCUAUAACCGUGAAGAGAAUCCAUGGAUUGCUGCGCAAGUUUUUUUGAAUCUUCAUAACUUACCACAGACAUAUUUGGAUCGGGUAGCAAAUUUUGUGAUUAAAAACUCGAGUGGUAACGUUCCAUCAAUUGGUGAGAGCAGUUUUCAAAGCUCUUUGUCUGGUAGCACACGUUAUUUGCCUGAUUCAUUACUUGGUAGUAUCAACAGUUCUGUUGCAUCAUUGUCUGAUACCAAUAUUGAGAAGCAUUUUCCUAUUAACAAAUACAUAGUAUUUCAUAAAUGUGAUGCAGAUAAAGUCAAAAAGAAACUAGAAGAAUUUAAUAGUACGAUGCCGAAUGAAUAUAAGGUAUCCCAAACAGUUUUGGAGUUGGCUAAUUUAAUGGCAGAAUGUCCAACUGCAGCAGAUGAGAAUAUCGUUAUGGCGCUAAAUCUUUUGUUGGAAUGGCCAAAUGACAAGAUAUUUCCUGUUCUCGAUAUAAUACGUUUGGUGGUUCAAGAAGAGGAGGCUUUUACAAUUUUUGAAAACCAUCACUUAAUGGAUAAAAUGUUACCACUCUUAAAAACAAAUGACGCAAACCAACUAAUGAUUCUACGUUCUUUGGCUAAUAUGCUACGUCACAACAAUGGACAGGUUCACAUCAGGCAACGUUUACAUAACUUGCUGCCGCUACUUAAGGACAUAAGAGAUGGCAGUUCCAAUUUGCAAAUUGCACUUGCGGUCUUUUACUUGAAUUUGUCCAUAACCCAGACAAAUGACUUAACAACUACUGAAUCGUCUAAAUUUAUUACUGAGGGUCUUUCUGACUUUUUUGAAUGGAGUACUGAUUUAGAGGCCUGCUAUCAUGGUAUACAAGCACUUGGAAAUUUAACAACAACAUCAAUUCGUGAAAAGAUUAUUGCUGAUGAGUUCCUUACUGAAAGAAUUCGUGGCUUUGCAAACUUAUCUCAAACUGAUGGAAAUGCUAAAAUAAGUUCGGCAGCUAAAGCACUUUUAGAUACUUUCUAAUUUUUUUUCUAUUUUAAAU
Molecule: messenger RNA, 2366 nt
Organism: Teleopsis dalmanni
Lineage: Eukaryota; Metazoa; Arthropoda; Insecta; Diptera; Diopsidae
Product: phospholipase A-2-activating protein-like
Exons: 1
Coding region: 71-2347 (758 amino acids)
Biological process (GO): proteasome-mediated ubiquitin-dependent protein catabolic process; ubiquitin recycling
Cellular component (GO): cytoplasm; nucleus
Molecular function (GO): ubiquitin binding
Source: RefSeq, a predicted model, not a curated record